Molecule: messenger RNA, 2219 nt
Organism: Folsomia candida
Lineage: Eukaryota; Metazoa; Arthropoda; Collembola; Entomobryomorpha; Isotomidae
Product: prolyl 4-hydroxylase subunit alpha-2
Exons: 9
Coding region: 140-1786 (548 amino acids)
Biological process (GO): peptidyl-proline hydroxylation to 4-hydroxy-L-proline
Cellular component (GO): endoplasmic reticulum
Molecular function (GO): iron ion binding; L-ascorbic acid binding; protein binding
Source: RefSeq, a predicted model, not a curated record
AAAAUCACCAGUUAUCAUUCAUCUCUCUGUGUUGUUGGUGGUGGUACUGGUGACACGACGUGUUUAAGUAAUAAUUGUUAUUUCGGAAAGGUGGGCGAGGUGAGUGAGUGAGUAGAUUAUUGGGGGUGUUGUCAGGAAGAUGCAAGUUUCCGUAAUUUCCGUGCCGUCACUACUUGUGACGUUUGUCGUCGUGUCGGCUAAUUAUGUCGUGUACGCCAAGGAGAGUGAGAUUUUCUCCUCUAUUGCCGAAUUGGAACGUUUGUACAGGAAUGAGGCGGCCGUGGUGAAGCAGUUGGAUGAGUAUGCGUCAGUUCUGGCGAGGAAUUUGCAUGUUAUUAAAAAGUACAUUGAAGAUUUUAAUAAAAUUCCCUCGUUCGAUGAAGAGACGGCAGCCGAAGUGGUGGCAAAUCCCUUUACAGCGUUCCACAUUCUGAAACGAACCGUGGUCGACUGGGAGGUUGUUGCAGAUACGAUUAAAAAUCAUACCAAAGCUGCCGACGUACUUGAUGAAGUGAUGCAAAAGGGGGACAAGAUGCCCACGUUUGAUGAUUUCAUUGGAGGUUCCAUGGCCCUCGUUGGUCUUCAGGAUACGUAUGGCUUGAACUUAUCCGAAGUGAUAUAUGGCACCUUGGGGUCAGAAUCAGUGCCACAAAGUCCAUACGAACUUUCAGCCCGAGAUUUACUAUUCCUGGGCAAGGCUGCAUUCAACAAGGGAUUGUACGACCGGAGCAUAAGUUGGUUGGAAAUGGCCCUGUCUCGUUCGGAAGAGGAAAGUCAGAGCGUCAGCUUCUUUUCGCCCACAGCCACCAGGGAAGAAAUUCUACCGUUUUUAGAGACCACGAAGCGUGUGCAUGACGACGUGCUGGACAAGCGUGGGCCGACUGGAGAAAAUUGGCAAACUUUUCUAAAACCUGUCGAUCAGAAGCUGGCUAAGCAAAAGAAAUACUUGUCUGUCAAAAAGUACAAGCCAAAAUUAUACACGCCACUUAAUGGGGCUGAAGAAAAUGAAAAUUAUAAGGCUCUUUGUCGCGGAAUCAGACUGCGGAGUCCAAAACUAGACGCGCCACUCCGAUGUCGCUACGUCGCACGUCCCCUGACGCGAUCAUUUAUUGGACCUUUUCAAAUAGAAGAACAUGCAAUUGAGCCCUACAUCGUCACAAUAAAUGAUUUCAUGAAUGAGGAUGAAAUGAAAAGUUUCCGAGACACGGCAAGCUCCCGACUAAAACGAAGUCUUCAUCAGGGACGAGACGGUCAAUACGUGGCGACUGACAUUAGAACAAGCAAGCAAGCAUGGCUGACUCAAGAAGACGGAUCUUUCGUGGACACGAUAAGCCGACGAAUCAGUGAUGCCACGGGAUUGGAAAUAUUUCCAGAAAAUUUGGCCGCAGAGAUUUUUCAAGUUGCGAAUUACGGGAUGGCGGGACGCUACACGGCACACACGGAUUAUCUCACGGGGGAGGAUCACAUAAGAAAUCCGCUAGAAAUUAGACGUGGAAAUCGAAUCGCAACGUUUAUGGUUUAUCUCGAAAAUGUGGGGGCUGGUGGCUCCACGGUGUUUCCAUACAUCGGGGUACAAGUUAAGCCAAAAAAGGGGACGGCAGUAUUUUGGUGGAAUUUAAAACGGGACGGAAGUGGCGACCCACUCACAAGACACGCUGGUUGUAGCGUGCUCUACGGCAGCAAGUGGAUUACAAACAAGUGGGUUCGAUACAAUGCCCAAUUUCAGAGAGCGUUAUGCAUCCCCGAGCCGGAGGAUAAUCGAUCUGCGUCAUUUCGACAAUUGUAACACAAGCGGAACACGAAUCACAUCGCAUUACUUGAGUCGUUAUGAAAUCAAAAGUCAUUAUAUUUCCUCUUAAAUCAAACCUGAUUGAGGAUUAUUUUGUUAUUUGUGAUACUUUAUUUGUGUAGUCAUAUUUUUCUAUGCAGCAACUUCUUCAUCUUCAAAGUCUGUCAUUUAUAUUUAUUUAACGAUGCUAAAUUAUUGAAUAGUCUUGAUCAAUCAAAAAACACGCCAUAAUUUGUAAUACAGAGUUUUACAUAAAGGAAGCCUUUCAAUUUGAAAAAUAGGCUUGUUAAGUAAGUAAUUGGCUUCCUAUUUUACUCAAAUAUGUAAGAUCUCUAUAUGCAUCAAUCAAACUUGUGUCUUUUGAUGUGAUCAAUCAAAUUUAAUAAGGUUUGAUUUACCAUCAAAUAAAAUUAGUCAAGAAAAACAUGAA